Salvelinus fontinalis (brook trout) is the source of this 8933-nucleotide messenger RNA. Its product is annotated as phosphatidylinositol 4-phosphate 3-kinase C2 domain-containing subunit beta-like. Gene Ontology annotation, cellular component: cytoplasm; phosphatidylinositol 3-kinase complex; plasma membrane. Gene Ontology annotation, biological process: phosphatidylinositol-mediated signaling; phosphatidylinositol 3-kinase/protein kinase B signal transduction; cell migration. The transcript has 32 exons. NCBI's taxonomy places the organism in Eukaryota, Metazoa, Chordata, Actinopteri, Salmoniformes, Salmonidae. The coding region runs from base 404 to 5236 and encodes 1610 amino acids. Gene Ontology annotation, molecular function: 1-phosphatidylinositol-3-kinase activity; 1-phosphatidylinositol-4-phosphate 3-kinase activity; phosphatidylinositol binding. The record is from RefSeq and is a predicted model, not a curated record.
CUCCCCUCCAGCCCCACAGACACUGAUGAGAGGGCGAUGCGCAGCCGAUCAUCAAAACCUAAAACCUCAGCAACUCGCUUACAAAAUAAGCGGGUUUUGGUGGCGAGAGCUACUGGCUGUAUUAUUCAACAAUUAGGGACGCGGGCGCCCUUUCGAUUUGGUUAAUGACAGAUAUAUCGAUAAUAUCAGACGCGAUACCACCGCCGGAUACCACUGCCGAGGAAUUGUUUGAUAUAUUUUGGAAUCAUUAUUUGAGCAGACUGAACGCAGAAUAAUUAGAAUAUUAUGGCGGCCAUAGAUCUAGAGCAGAGCGUAUUCUGAGGCCCAUGUCUCUUCUCUGGAAGCCCUAGAACCCGUGUCCUUCUCCUCCUCUUCUGUUGGUGGUGGCUUCCCCUGUAGGACCAUGUCGGCAGCACAGACUCAGAAGGACGGUGAAGGCCCCUGGGGACUGGAUUCCCUGGGCCUGAGCCAGAGAGAGUUGGUAAUGGCUGAAGCUCUACAGAUGGAGUAUGAUGCCCUGUCAAGACUUAAACAGGAUAAGGGUGGGGAGAGCGAGGGGACCAGCAGCCAGGGGGUUGGGAGGUUACCUACGCUACCCCCUAGGGAGGGCCAGAGCCAGAUCGAUCGCCCCCUCCCACCCUGCCCCAGCCCUCUUCCUCCAGGAGGGAGUUUGCUAAGAGGGCUGUCUGGUUCGGACCCAUUCCUCAACCACCUUCAGCCUGGGGGGUCCCACUCCCCACGUCCCUCCCCAGCCAGGGCCACUCCUCCUCUGGGAAGCUACAGCAAAGAGCCCCUCUAUAUCCUGGAGAGUUCAGGGAAGGGGGACUACCUGAACUCCAGCUAUGGGCACUCAGGGUCUAGCUAUGGUUCUCCUCUGACUCUGCUUAAAGGCUUCCCCCCUCCGGAUGACCCUCCUCCUGCUGUACCUCCAAGGACCCCUCUACCCCCCUCCACUGAGCCCUUCCUGCCCUCCCGACGCACUGUGGCGCCCCGGGAUGUCAACCUGUUCACCCCUGAGGUAGACCAGCCCAAACUGUCGUCAGGGGAGAUGCUCAACUACGAGAGCCUCAACGACGCCCUCUCCAAGCUCAAUGGCGAUUGGCUGGCGCCAAGGGGUAGGCGGGCCAAUGGGGACCAAUCAGGGAAGCCGGUGGCUCGGAGUAAGACCCUCCCCCCUCAGGUGCCCCCCCGCACUUACGUACCUAUCCAGAAGAGCAACAAGAACCAGCGCAGAGUGUCGGCCGACCCGGUGUCUCUGGGCCCCAGGCUUAAUGGUUUCGGCUAUGAGCUCUUCCAGGUGUCAGAGGAAAGAGAUGAGGAGGUGGCCGCCUUCUGUCACAUGCUCGACGUUUUGCGGUCGGCGUAUCCAAGCAACGACCGCUCUAAGAACUCUGGGUUUGUGUGGUCGCCUUCAGUGGGGCCUGAAGAGUUGCAACAGGGGUUAGGGGUCAGCGUCAAAGUUACGGUCAUCAGCGACCACGCCAGAGAACCACUCACCUUCACCUGUGACGGGUCAUCUACAGUGGACCUGUUGAUCUACCAGACGUUGUGUUAUGCUAAUGAGGACCUGGACCACAUCGAUGUCGACCACUACCUGCUCAAAGUCUGCGGUCAAGCUGAGUUCCUAGAGAAUUCCCAGACAUUGGCAGAGUUGGAGUAUAUCCAGCUGUGUCUGAAGUUUGACUGGGACAUCCGUCUCUUCCUGACCAAGAGAGGCUCUGUCAACACAGAACUGGGCCGCACGGAGGAUGAUGAUGACACGCCUUCUACGAUGAACCACGGCAUUCUGCUGCAGGAACGACCAAUCAGACAGACCGUUACUAGAGAGGCUUUGACUCUGCUCCUGGAUACCUUUCACAACGAGGCUGAGUCCUUUCUACUAUCAGAGGUGGAGCUUGUGUUGCAUGUGGAACGGUUGGUCCAAUCAGUGAAGGCUCUCUGCAGCUCGCUGGCUGCCGUGGAAACGCCUGACAUCACUUCCGCCCUCAACCAGCUCCCAGCAUGCCCCUGUCGUCUGCAGCCUAGAGUACAGAAGGAUCCGUCACUGCUGGCCAUCAAAGAGAACAGAGAGAAAGUGGUGGAGAAGCUGACGGCAGCCAUUUUGGAUCUGGUGGAGCUGUACUGUAGCACGUUCAAUGCUAACUUCCACACCACGGUGCAGAGCAACCGGCACACGGCACCCACACAGGAAGCAGGCCUGGUCACCAACGUCCUGUCUUUCAGCGUCUACGCUGCUCAUCGCAUCCCCAUCACAUGGGCUGCCAGCUACGAGGGCUUCUUCCUGUCAUGCUCUCUGACCCAUGGAGGGGUGGAACUUUGUGCCCCGCAGCACACCAGCAAACAGCAGGUCAGCAAGUACCUGUUUCACCUGGUGGUCUGGGACCAGAGGGUGUGUUUCCCAGUGCAGAUUAACCAGUUGCCAAGGGAGACCCAGUUGACGGUGACUCUGUAUGCCAGCGCUCUGCCACCCCCUGGAGGUGCGGAGGAGAAGGGCAGCAAGCAGCGGCGGAGCAUCGACUCUCUGGGCUGGGUCACCAUGCCCCUCUUCAACUUCAGACAUAUCCUGACGUGUGGGAGGAAGCUACUGGGUCUGUGGCCUUCCACCCCAGGAAGUAACACUCGCUCCAGCUCCCCCAACUUCAGCCAGCCUGACAGCGUCAUCCUGCAGGCGGACUUUCCCACGUCGUCGUUUGAGGUGCGCUUUAGCACCCCCCCUCCCGCAGAGUUCAGUCCCCAUUAUGACUUCUCCAGGCUCGACCAGCACAGCCAGAGACAACUGCAGGAUGUACUGCACAAGAAGUCACUCUUCUGGUUGACUCCAGAGGACAAGCGUCUGUUGUGGGAGAAGCGUGCGUUCUGCCAGUCAGAGAGUGGUGCCCUGCCCCUGGUGCUGGCUAGUGCCCCCCGCUGGGAGUGGGCAUGUCUGUCAGAUAUCUAUGCCCUGCUCCGCCAGUGGGCAUGUCUCAACCACCACGACGCACUGGGCCUUCUGCAUGCCACCUUCCCUGAUCAGGAGCUGAGGCGUACUGCAGUACAGUGGAUGGACUCCAUCUCUGACCCUGAGCUGCUGGACUUCCUGCCGCAGCUGGUGCAGGCUCUGAAAUAUGAGUGUUACCUUGAUAGCCCGUUGGUACGUUUCCUGCUACGGAGAGCCAUAGGGGACAUGCGCAUUGCACACUACCUCUUCUGGUUGUUGAAGGACACUCUGCAGGACAGUCAGUUCAGUGGGAGGUACCAGCACCUGUUAGCAGGCCUGCUGUGCUGUGUGGGUCGGGGUCUCCGAGAGGAGUUUGACAGACAGUGCUGGCUGGUCACCAUCCUGGCUAAAGUAGCCCAACGUGUCCGGGACGCCUCUCCCUCCAGCAGACAGGCCAUCCUUCGGGAGGGACUGGAGGAGGUCAGGCAGUUCUUCUCAGUCAGUAGCAGCUGCCGUCUCCCCCUCAACCCUGGCAUGCUGGUCAAAGCCAUCAACAUACAGUCGUGUUCCUACUUCAACUCCAAUGCCGUGCCCCUCAAACUGUCCUUCCAGAACCUGGACCCUCGAGGAGACAACAUCAACGUCAUCUUCAAGUCAGGUGAUGACCUGCGCCAGGACAUGCUGACCUUGCAGAUCAUCCGCAUCAUGAACAAGAUCUGGAUCCAGGAGGGACUGGACAUGAGGAUGGUCAUCUUCAGAUGCUUCUCUACUGGACGAGGCAGAGGUAUGGUGGAGAUGAUCCCCCAGGCUGAGACUCUGAGGAAGAUCCAGGGGGAACAUGGAGUGACUGGUUCCUUUAAGGACCGCCCCCUGGCUGACUGGCUACAGAAACACAACCCCACAGAGGACGAGUACGAGAAAGCUGUGGAGAACUUCAUUUACUCGUGCGCAGGCUGCUGCGUGGCCACCUACAUCUUGGGUAUCUGUGACCGCCACAACGACAACAUCAUGCUGAAGACCAGCGGUCACAUGUUCCACAUCGACUUCGGCAAGUUCCUGGGACAUGCACAAAUGUUUGGCAACAUCAAACGGGACCGUGCUCCGUUUGUGUUCACCUCUGACAUGGCCUAUGUCAUCAACGGAGGAGACAAACCUUCCAGUCGCUUCCAUGACUUUGUGGACCUGUGCUGUGAGGCCUACAACCUCAUCCGCAAACACGCACACCUCUUCCUCAACCUACUGGGACUGAUGUUGUCAUGUGGCAUCCCUGAGCUGUCCGACCUGGAUGAUCUGAAGUACGUCUACGACGCGCUGAGACCUCACGAGUCUGAGGCUGACGCCACCAUGUACUUCACCAGGUUGAUAGAGUCCAGCCUGGGCAGUGUUGCAACUAAGUUGAACUUCUUCAUCCAUAACUUGGCCCAGAUGAAGUUUGCCUCAUCCGAGGAGCGUCCUGUGCUCUCCUUCGCCCCGCGGGUUUACACCCUCAAGACUGACGGACUCCUCCGCAACCUCUUUGUCUGCCGACACAUACGAACCUACAGCCCCAGCAAAGGAUACGCAUUUGUGGUGAAGGUGGAGCGGGAGGGCCAGCAGGGGUCAGUGUUGGUCCAGAGGAGCUUUGAGGAGUUCUAUGAACUACACAGUAAACUACGCCUCAUCUUCCCCUCAUCCAAACUACCCAGUUUCCCCAGCCGCUUUUUGAUUGGGCGGUCUCGAGGAGAGGCGAUGGCUGACAGGAGGAAAGAUGAGCUGAACGGAUACGUCUGGCAUCUGGUGCAUGCUGCGCCAGAGGUCGCCCAGUGUGACCUCAUCUACACUUUCUUCCAUCCUCUGCAAAGAGACGAGAAACCUGGAACAGUGGUGAACACACUGCAGAGCAAACCUGCAGAGAUCUGUUGGGGUCCAGUCUCAGGCAAAGUGGUAGGAGAGGUCAAGCUCUCCAUCUCCUAUAAGAGUGACAAGCUCUUCAUCAUGGUCAUGCACAUACGAGGCCUGCAACCCUUGCAGGAUGGGACAGACCCUGACCCCUACGUCAAGCUGUACCUCCUCCCAGACCCCCAGAAAACCGGCAAGAGGAAGACCAAGGCUGCGAGACGCACCCGCAACCCCACCUACAACGAGAUGCUGGUAUAUGACCGUAUCCCUCGCGGGGACCUGCAGCAGAGGGUGAUCCACCUGCGGGUGCUGGGGGAGGGUGCGUUCUGGGAAAACACCCUGCUGGGCGAGGCCUUCAUCCCCCUGAAGACCCUGACAGCCGGGCAGUGCUGGGCAGACUGGCACCAGCUGGGCACGCCCAGCACCGACUCCACACGCUGAGAAUGAGAGUCGGAGGUGGAGGGUGAGAGGGAGAGAGGAACAACUGAUCAGGUUGUGCGUGCACACAGGUGUACGUGAGUGCGUUCAGUUGUGAUGGUCAGAGUUGUCCAGCUUCUCGGGCUGGUUUAUUCCCCCAGUGGGGGUGUGUGUGGACCCGUAUCCUGCCCAGGUGGGAUGUGUGUGUCCUAUGUAGGUUUGAGGUGUGUUUGUGUGUGUCUGUAGACUCAUUGACUCAUUCGCUCCCGAGUGGCGCAGCGGUCUAAGGCACUGCAUCUCAGUGCAAGAGGCGUCACUAUGGUCCCUGGUUUGAAUCCAGGCUUGUAUCACAUCCGGCCAUGAUUGAGAGACCCAUAGGGCGGCGCGCAGUUGGCCCAGUGUUGUCCGGGUUUGGCCGGGGUAGGCCAUCAUUGUAAAUAAGAAUUUGUUCUUAACUGACUUGCCUAGUUAAAUGAAGGUUAAAUUAAAAAAUAUAUAUAAUUGACGGUCAAUCGUCACUGGACACUGUAUCCAUGGGACUGUACUGGACUGUAUGGACCUACUUUAAGACUCUCUGAUCACCAUAAGGGAUAACUGGAGCAUGUGACAAUAAGGGAAGAUAACCCGUCUCUUCUUCUGGUGACUCUUGACUUCCAGAAGACUUUUCUCUGGUAACAACAUGGCCUCCCAAGACCAGGCAGCACAGAGGACCCGUGGGAGGAAGCAGAGGGCAUUGUUACUCUGUGAAAACAUGGACCGCAGCUUUCCCCUUUAUCUAGGGCCAAUGGAGAGACGUCCAUCUUACCGCCUGACAAAAAAAGACUUUGAAACGGGUGUAGUCCCCUCCAAAGUCGUGUCUUUUAAAAGAGAACCUUAAGUUAUUUAUUUUUCAAACGUUACCCUGCUGUUAGUGCAGCUCCAUUUUCGAGCUAUGUUUGGUUGUGUGGUGUGUGUAAAUGACUUUGAUUUCCGUGUGUGCCCCAGAUUUAUGCAGAUCGGGAUAUGUGAAUUAUGUUGGAUCCAGUCUUUCUGAUUUGAGAGAGAGAGAGGGCGUAGAUGCUUUUGUAUCGUUGUGGGGUAGAGAUGUACAGUACCAACCGGACCUGCCUAUGGUUUGGGACCACCCUAACACAUUAAAGACUCACGUGACUUUAGUCCACUCAGCCUGGUUCAGUAGCUACUCUACCGUAGAACCUGUUGGAGUGUGCGCUAGUUUGAGUGUGUGUGUGUGUGUGUGUGUGUGUGUGUGUGUGUGUGUGUGUGUGUGUGUGUGUGUGUGUGUGUGUGUGUGUGUGUGUGUGUGUGUGUGUGUGUGUGUGUGUGUGUGUGUGUGUGUGUGUGUGUGUGUGUGUGUGUUUGUGUCUCCCAUUGUUGACUAGCUGUUGUAAUCCAAGCCUUACCUAAGCUUCAUUUUGCCAUUUGAUGAUAAUUGACACCGGUCGCUCAUUGAAUUUUAAAUGUAGUACUGUGCAGUGACACAACAAAGUUGUCUUAAUGGGAGAAUCCUGAAAAUCUCAAACGUUUGUUAAAAAAAUGUUUCUUAUAUCAAAUCCUUUAGAAUAUUUUGUUGUUGUUGUUGCAUGAGUGCUUCUAGGCAACACAUACGUGUGUAUGUCUAUGUGGGGGAAAUCAAACGAUUUGAAACGCUAGUAGCGCGUACCCGCUAACUAGCUAGCCAUUUCACAUCCGUUACACUGGCAUCACAGAUAAACUGCCUGAGCAUAGAAUUGCUCCUUCGGGACACUUAACUCCCCCGCCAUUCGACUGUAUGCAGUGGAAAUGUUUCACUUGGUUGUAUUUCUCAUGCAUUUUGAACUUACAUUUGACUUUCGUGGCUUUUUCAAACUACAAAGUGAUCAUUUUCAUGUGUUAUACAGUACUGUAGCUAUAAGAGGGAAAAAACGGAACAAUGACAGAAGUGCUGACGAAGCAAAUCGACGAUUUGACUACGUGUACAUUGCUCAACUCAUUUGUGUCUUUCCUUGGGAGAUACUCAGUGAUUUGCCAUUUUUGGCAUUGAUAUCUCACUCUCAUUAUCUUGUGUAAGAGCUGGACACACUGUCCUUGUUUCACUGGCAGACAGACACUGUGACCUUUCGCAAUGCAAAAUGGCCAUUUUCUGUGGAAAAAUCUGCUUGUGGGCAGAGUUGUUGCAAUUGAGAGGGGAAUAUCAAGGUUAACUCAUGAAUUGAGCGAGAAGCGUUGACCUGUAAACAAAAUAUAAAUAACUAGGAUAAGGUUUAUUCCUGGUCAGGAAGGAACAACCCCUGGUGAUAUAUGGUUAACCGGUAAAGGCAGUUUCUAUAACAGAGCAGCUAUCUGUAAGAUAAGGACGUCUCGCUGUCCGAUGUUUUCAGAUCACAACACAGUUACAGAGGAAUACAGGUUAAGGCUGGCUUUCUAAGGUGUUGAAAUGUAACGCGGAUUUGCUUGGAUCAUUAAACAUACCAGCAUCCGUUGCAAGGAAUAUUUAGAUACUAUUUCUUUUGGUUUGGUUGCAUAGGCUUUGACAUGACAUACCAUUUCACCAGCCCUGUUUUAAAAGCAUUCAUAUUUUUUUCAAAAUCUCUGAAAAUGUUUCUUCAUUCAGUAUUCAUAAAGAGUAGCUACAUUACUGUUUUAGAAACAACGGCAGGCAGUUUGAACAGGUGUGUGUUAGAAAUGACAAGAGGAGCUCUUCGGCUAAAGGUUAGCCUAUCUGAGGCUGAAGUGCAGUAAUCACACAGCACCAGUAUGCUUAAUCCGAACCAACCAGUUUAACCACUGCUCUCAUUCUAAAAACACAACACUUUAUUUGACUGCCCUUUGAAUGUGUCUGGUGGAUAUUUACAUAUUUUGUUUGAUUUCUGGAACAGGAAGAGUAUUCCCUGGGGGGUGUUUCACUACAGUCUGAAUGGCUAUAAUGUGGCUAUAGGCUCUUUAGUGUGACAUUUUUAAAUUAUUGAAAGAUUACUUUCUCCAUAUUGAGUGUUGGUAUUUGUUGUGUGCUAAAAGGCUGAUGACCAAUAUUAAAGUGGUUUGAUUUUUUCUUUUCUCGUGACAGUUGUACCACUUUGGGGGAAAGGAGGAAUACCAUAUGGCUUCCUUCUCCAUGUCUCUUUUUCUUUCUGGUCUUGACACUCUAGCUAAGAGUAGAGUCAAAUAUGGAUCUCUAUGCAGUAUAGGGCUCUGGUUAAAAGUUUUAUGAUAGAAAUGUUGCUCUUGCCUAACAGACCAGUGAUUACGAAUGGAAGAGACCAGGACAGGGGUUAAUUGGAAGGCAUUGGGACUCCCAAACCAAGCACCUACCUGCUAAGUACCAAGUGUAAAUCUGAAAAUAAUGUAUAGGUCUGAGCAAUAUAGUGAAAAUUCUACCAGAAGGUACCUCUCUAGUUCUUUCAGAUCUAUGUGAAGUGCCUAGGUGUAGGGACUAGGGGUCAAUUUGGGACUGGGAAAGAGUUUGACCUGAGUCCUUCCAGGUCAGCUCCAAGGGACUGAACUCUGACCUCUAUGGAAUGCUGGGAAAACGGGACCGAAUGUAAGUUCAAAAUGAACUGGAUCUUGUGUACUGUAAAUACUGAGAAUAUCAUUAAUGUGAUUUCUUUCUUUUAUUCAGGAUAUAGUUUUACCCCACUUCUUAUUCUUUAGACUUUAAAAUUGUAUUGCAUUUUCUUAUUUUUUGACCAUGUUUUGUAAUAUUGUUUGCACUAAAUAAUAACAAAAUAAACUUGAAUCUAAAAGA